CUAGUAAGACCAAGAGAAAUUUCUCAAUUAGUCUAAAUCUUCUAAUUUCAAAGAUGAAUAAAAAAAAUUUCUAUUUCAACAAGCAAGGUCUGUUUUUUGGCAGCUGCAUAGGCUGUGUGACAGUUCAGAAAUUAUGCUGCCUGUUUAAUCGCUUUGUGAGAAAUAAAAGAACUUUCAGUAUGAAUUUCUGAAGAAAAUGGUGAAAGAUGACUCGCAAAAUAUUUCUGUACCUAUUGAGCUCAGGCCAUUUUAUUAUCCACAGUGUAAUAAAAUGCUCCUAAAAGAUUAAUAUUUCUUCUGUGUUUACCCCAUGCAUUGAAGCUCCAUGGUUGCAAUGAAACCGAGUCUAGACUUGACUUAUUCAGAUUGUCAUUUGGCUUUUGAAAUUACAUAGCUGUGAACAAAGUUAACUUCAUUGCUACUUUUUGGCCAUCUGAAAUCUCUUAUGUGAAAGAAUGGAUGUAGUGUAGUUGGAGAAAAAGCAGGAAGUUAGGGCUUUAAGGAACAGAUAGAUGGUAGAAGAGUGUGGCUAUUGUCAUUUAUGCUUAGGACAGAUCUGGAAAAGUGGAAGGAAAAAAAAACAGGCUGAUAAAAUGCUUGUGAGUCCAGCUGCAAGUUUGGAAAUAGAGCAAAUGAUAAAAUGCCCAUGGUAUACUACAGACUACAUAGGAAAAAAAAACCUUGCAUUUCUUUCUGAGAAGUUAGAAAAAGAAACACAGUAAUAUGACAAAAUAAUUUGAGUGAUUCUCUGUGUUUAAUAGUAUGAGUGAAAUGUCUGUGGCUCUUCUGUACAUUUAAGUUGGUGAAUAGGUAGGAUUUGACUGUGAUGAUGAUAGAAUAAGAACAAAGUAUUCAUUACAUUGGUGAGGAUCACUUUACCAUCUAUUUCAGGAAACCUCGUGCUGAAACAGAAUAGAAAGUUGCCAAAGGUAGCGCUUUUUGCUGUUGCUUCCCUAUUUCUCAUCUUCACACCUCUUCCAGGUGCAGACAGGAGAAUUUGAGUCAGUGCAAGCAGUGUAUAAUCAUUAUACAUUCCUAUCUUGUUUUGAGAGGGAGUACUCUCCCUCCCUAGAUAAGUACAAUCCUCAGUGCUUCAGCACUGUAAUGUUCAAAAGCUGCUACUUUCAAGUGGAUAAAAUGCAGUGAAGAGUUAAAUGUGAGUGUUAGAAGUAGAGGGAAGAGCAAAUCUGAACAAAGUGACAAGUAAAUCUUAACCCUCAUAACAUCCAUGGAUAAAGCUUUAAAAAAAAAAAGAUGUUCAGUUUAAAGUGUUUGUUAAGACUUUUCUGGAAUUUAGAUGCAAGUUCCUUAGCGACUACAAAGGAGACAGUCUCAAUACAAGUAUAUAACAUUAUGGGUUAGGGUAAGUGGGGUACAUGCAUAUUUCCCUUCUCUGACAUUGUCAUAAGGCUGUCAAGAGACUGGAGUAUGCAUUUAUCCUGCUUCAGGGAGAUUCAGCAGUGUUGGCAUAUGUGCUUUGUGUGGCUUCUGGAUUUAAUAGUUUGUAGCUGAGGAUAAGAAUGGUUGAAUUUGUCUGGCUAAAUUUUGAAGACCAAGGAGACAGAUGGAUUAAUAGGAUGGUGUCAGCUGUGGCAUAUACGGGGUUGAGUACAGAGCAGACCAAUAACCAACAAGUCAUUAUUUCCAAUCAGUUGCUGUCCCUGGGACAGACUGACAGUUUCUAUCUAUUACUCAUCACUACUGGGAAGAAGUCAUUUUGUUCAGUGGAUUGGAGUAAGAUUCACACUGACAGUGUUAACCCAUUCAUCUACCAGUUUUCAAAGCUGAGCAUCUUUAAUCAGUAGGCUGAUCAGUUGUACCUCUAUUUUUGCAUCUUUCUAGAAGUUCUGUAGGAAAGGAUUUGAGAUUAAGUGGUUAUAUAUAUGGAUGUAACAGAUAAACUAACUUUUCUCUCAUCUUCUCCUCAAUUACUUUCACUGAACUGUUUUCUCCACAGUUGUAGUUAUGGUAUUGUAUCCAUCUUGAUUUGUAUGUUUAUCCAAGCAAAAUAGCCUUUAGGAAAGUAUUUUAUGUACUUUCGUGUACUUUAUUAUUCUUCGAGUGCAAGCUGUGUUAAUUAAAGAAAAGCAAGAGGAUUUUUAUGGGUAGGCACUCUUGUUUUGAGACAGCCAUGUAACAGAAAAGUUGAAAAAUAUUUCUGUAUAACAGUCAUUGUGAUUCUUAUUUAAUGCCAGGUGGGCUUGAUUUUAUUUUUCCACUGCCUGUCUUUGAGCAAUUGGUCUGUCUGAGAUAGAUGAUAUAAAAUAGUACAUUUGAUGUACAUCUCCAUAUAUGAAAUGUCAGAACUUUUUGUUGUGUAUUGCUAUCAUGUCCCUGUAACUGUAUAGAGAUGUUAUUAGAUAGUUAUUUGAAAGAUUUUGUCCCAGUGUCACUUGUGCUCUACAUAUAUGCGUAUAAACUAUAUGUAAAUAACCAUGCUGCGUUUCUGAGCAGCAUUCAGAGUUCUUCGUAUUAUAAUGAAGCUUUGUUCUAUAUGAUUUUUUUAAGACUGCCAUCUAGUGCCCUAUGCUUUUCAGUAGGAAUUGUGAUUUUUAAGUUAACAGAGAAUGUUAUGUGGUGGUGGCACAGAAAAACUAUUGCAUUAUUGUUUUAUAUUACACUAGUAUGGAAUGGCUUAAUAAAAAAAAAUAGACUUUCAACAAAGUAUAAGGAAAAAUAAUUUAAAAUUUUAAUAUAAUGACAUUAAUUUCACCUACGUCACUCUUGUAUUUCACUUUAAAACAGUGUCUCUGUGUAUGUAUGUGCUUUAAAGAGAAGCAAAUGUAUGCAUGAUAAAACUGUUUUAGGUGCUCAGGAACAUGUUUUUUUAAUAUUGUAUGAUAAAUGUAUGUUUAUGGGAGGUUACUGAUUUAAAAACGAGCUUUGUUACAAAGCGUCUAAACCUUCAAAGUUUAAAAUAAAAUCUUUUCUUCUUUUUAUAUGUUUUUCUUAGUGUCAGAAAUCAAUUCCUUGUCAACAAUGUGUAUGUGAAGUGACAGGCUAUAUGUGAAACAUUUUCCUCUCAAAGUCCCACAGCCUACUUGCUCAGGCAGGAUGUCUUUAAUAGUAUCUUAUUUUACAAUCAGUUUUAGCAGAUAAUGGUACAACCGCUGUUUCAAACCCUCUGUUUUGUUCUCAAUUCUGUAUUCUUUCAUGACUGUUGUGUUCUAAUUUCUAUUUCAGGAACUUCAGCUCAGGAGGAAGAUGAAAGACAGCAUCCCUGAAGAACAUUUGUAUUUGGGUUUUUCUCAUCAGUGUCAAGAUAGUAUCUUUCCUCUUCAUACGUCUAUUUCACUCUUCUUGCUGUCCUACUGUGACUGCAAAUCAUUCAAAAUUUUCUUAGUGCCGACUAAUGAAAAUGCAAAUGAUCCGUUUGUGACAAAAAACCUUCUUGGAGAUCUUGAGGUCCAUUUAAUCCCCAAGUGUCAGCUUCCUAUGGUCGUGCAGAGCUGCUGUUUACCUGCUGUUGUCACGAAAGAUGGCAAGUUCUGUCGAGCUGGGCUUUCUGUGGUCUUAAGGCAUAUAGUACAGAAAACAUUUGAGGCAGAUCCAUCCAAAAAGAAUGUUUUGGAACUCCUAGGCUUUAAGAAGACCUGCUUAAAAGCCUGUGCAGAAGUUAGCCAGUGGACCAGACUCUGUGAGAUCAGCAUACCUCUGGCUGUUGAAGGAUUUUUGACGGCAUCUCCUGAGCACAGUCAGACUAUUCCUGCUGACAUUUUACAGCUUGAAAGAAAACUUGGAGAGCCUGUCCGAGUGCAUAACGAUGACAAAAUUCGAAGGAGAAAGCUUCAACAACAGAAGGCAAGUGCCAAGGCUGCAGCUUCUCUGCUUGAGAGAGAAGCAACAGAGAAAGGGAAAACAGUGGAGGUGCAUGAACACCCACUUCCAAGUUUGGAACUGAGUGUAGCUUUCUCUAAGCUACAUGUCCAAGAGGUAUCACGUGCAGUCAACAGAGAAGCCCCUCUCGUCAGGAGAACAAAAACGUCUGACCUUCCACCUUUAGACCACGUUUUUGCAGAGGGGCUUUAUUUUACCUUGGCAGAUAUAGUGCUUUUACCAUGCGUCCAUCAGUUCCUGGUUUACAGCAAAAAGCAAGGCAAAGAUCUGGUAAACUUACCUCUGAUCUCCAGCUGGUAUCAAAGAGUUCAGCAAGUACCUAGAGUGAAGGAAGCAGCUGGUAAAUGCAACAUGCAGCUUCUCCAGCUUCCAGAGUUGAUACCUGCUCCAGAGGAACACCUAGAAGACUUCUUUCCAGUUCCUGAUGAUUUUGAAGAAGAGCAUGAAAACAGUCAAUUUAUAGGUGGUCCAAGGCCAACGAUGACUAAGUUAAUGGAGAGGGGUAUUGAAGCAAAGUUUUCUCCUCAUCCAUGCCCUGACUGGACCAUAGACUGGACCAGCCUGCCAGCAGCAGUCAAUCCUGGAGAAGGUUCCCCUGCUCUGCAGUGAUGGUUUUCUCUCCUGGAUUGCAGAGCAUUCUGCUACCAAGUCACUACAGAGUUCUGCAGAGAAAAAAGUGCAUUACCACAAUGUUCAUUGUUUUCAUUGGCGUUGUGAAUAGUGAAUACCUUUCAUACCACACAUGCACACUUUAAACAUCUAUGAAUACAAACACAUAUUCCUGCCUACGACGUGGAGGCUG
This is a messenger RNA of Meleagris gallopavo (turkey), 4639 nucleotides long. The record is from RefSeq and is a predicted model, not a curated record. NCBI's taxonomy places the organism in Eukaryota, Metazoa, Chordata, Aves, Galliformes, Phasianidae.